AUGGUCCGCUCAUGUGACGAACGCCGUCCGGAAUGUUCUCAAUGCAGACGAGUUAGGAAGCCCUGUCCUGGUGUCUACGGGGGUCUGUUCAUGGUCAACGCUGCCGCUCUGCCUGACCAUGCCCCCCUUCAGAGAAUCCCAGUCGAGCCGUCUUGCCAGCCCUUGUAUGAGCAGGCCCUCGUAUCCACUUUUAUUGCUUCAUUUUCCAUAUCGGACUCCCACUCAGUGCAACCCGACUCCUGGACUCAAUACCUUUCCACAUGGGCUUCCUCUCCCAAAGCGCUGGGCUGGUCUAUUAGAGCAACGACGCUUGCCUUUUACGCACAGGUAUCCCAGGAGACGGCUAUAUACCAAGAGGCCAGUCGAUGCUAUGCACAUGCCCUUCGAGGCCAGAGUGUCUCCGUGAACCAGUGCCUGGAGGGGUUCGGUGGUCAAAUAACCGUCCCCUCAAAAGUACCCACCGAAGAGGAUAUCUACGCAUCGCUAAUGUUAAUGUACUACGAAUUGAUCAGCCCGGCUUCUAUAGGUAGCUGGAUCACACACCUGCGAGGAACUGCUCAGCUUUUACUUUUGAGAGGGCCGCAGAACUGCCAGACCGGCGCUAUCCAUCUUGUCUUUCGUUCAGUACGAUUGUUGCUCGCUCAAGCAUCCAUUACAAUCCAGGAGCAGUCAUGUUUUGCCUCUCCAACCUGGUGCGAUAUGCCGUUCGCUCUAUCCAAGAAGACCGCACUGGACAUUCUCCUCGACGCGAUGCACGAGGUGAUCGAAUUACUUCGCUUGGGACAGAUUGAAAGGUGCGGAGAUAAAGAACGACUGCAUCCCCUAAUCUCUCGGUUGGAAAGCCUUGCGCAGACGGUCACCAAGAGCGAAAGUGUAUACCUCCACGAAUUCCAUGCAUCCUACUCGACCCAGACUAUCGCUUCAAACUGUCUCGCGUUCCAGUUGAUAGAAGUCGAGAGACUGGAUGAUGGGAUGUGGCUCGGUGGCGGCGACUUCCGCUCCGCUAUUCCAGCCGUGAUGUUUCACACUAUUCGAAUCUUGAUGGAUCAUCUCCGGCGUCAGACAACGGAUGAAGACUAUUUCGCGGAGGAGUCCACGACUAGGUGCUCCGUUUUGCUACAGUUUGCGCACGGUCUCUUUCAACGUGAUCUAUUGGGUAAAUUGAACGAGGGAUCGUGUAUGCAGCUUGUGUUUCCGUUGGAGGUAGUACGGCGGUAUAGUCUGUGUGAAACGCAAAAGGUGCAAGCUAGGAUCUACCUUGAUCGAUUGGGUUGGAAAGAAGAGCCUUAA
Aspergillus affinis is the source of this 1290-nucleotide messenger RNA. RefSeq names its product Zn(II)2Cys6 transcription factor. Bases 1 to 1290 code for a protein of 429 amino acids. The record is from RefSeq and is a predicted model, not a curated record. Lineage: Eukaryota; Fungi; Ascomycota; Eurotiomycetes; Eurotiales; Aspergillaceae. The transcript is spliced from 3 exons.